Helianthus annuus (common sunflower) is the source of this 1188-nucleotide messenger RNA. Its product is annotated as death-associated protein kinase dapk-1. The record is from RefSeq and is a predicted model, not a curated record. The transcript has 5 exons. Gene Ontology annotation, molecular function: protein binding. NCBI's taxonomy places the organism in Eukaryota, Viridiplantae, Streptophyta, Magnoliopsida, Asterales, Asteraceae. Bases 31 to 1188 code for a protein of 385 amino acids.
AUAUCAACUUAAUUAAAUAUUAUAGUUUAAAUGAUGUCGACCAUGUAUCCAUUUCCAUCACAUGUUUCUGUCCAAAGCUUUGUUACAGUAAAGCUAUGUGAUAAGGGCAUGUAUGAUUUAUGGAAAACACAGAUGCUCUAUCUCUUAAAGAGCCACCAUAUGCUUGGUUUAAUAAAAAACCGUGGUACAGUGGACGAUGAUUGGAAAAGAUCGGACGCGCUUGUUAGCGGUUGGAUUCUUGCUUCCCUCUCUGAACAAGCGGCCAUAAUGGUCUUGAGUCGGCUCAAAUCCAAAUUCCCUCAACAAACAGAUUUCACAGCCAAAGAAACAUGGGAUGAAGUGCAAAUCAUGUAUGGUCAACAUGAAGCAGAGCAAUGUGGAGGUGCAGCAGUCUUCCACCUAGAAAAGAGGAUGGAGGAAGUGGAUGGGAGAUCAAAGAAUAAUCAACAAUUGUACCUUGCAGCCGAGUAUGGUAGAUUAGACACUUUGCGCAUUAUUUUAAAGAAAACAAAAGUUGAAAUCACAGACGCUAUCACCAUAAAUGGCAACACUGCUCUCCACGUAGCAGUAGCCAACAACACCUUUCUAGAAAGCAUGUUGGAGCUGUUACCCUAUAAUAAAGCGCUAAUGGGCGUGCGAAAUUCGGAUGGAAGCACCUUGCUUCAUGUUGCUGCUGCAUAUGGGAAUAUAAACGCUGCUAAGAUUUUGGUGUGUAGAAGUCCUGAGCUGUUGUCUGCAAAGGACAAUGAAGGUUGCACACCACUUGACAUAGUUCUUUCCAACCCUUGGCAUACGGAAACGUGUCUGUUUUUGUGGAAUUCUGCAUUGCCAGACAUAGAACAACUGGAUUCUAGAUUUGAGCAUUUAGUUAAGGCUAUUUCUCACGGAUAUUUUGACUUAGCGAAGAGUUAUAUACAAAGUUACAGUUCGUUGAAGAGUGCUGCUGUGUUGAUGGCUAUAGCUCAAUAUUGUCCAGCUGAUUUCAGUCCCCAUCAAAUCUACUUAUACGAAAUGUGGAGCACACCCAUUUGGCAUUUCGUAAACAGAGAUAGUUUGGCUAUCGACAUGGAUCAUGGCUUUCUCAAGUUAGCAAACCUAGUUCUCAGAGCAGGUUGGCCCAUCUUCUCUCUCCUUCCCUCUUCGGUGCCUCCACCCCCAAAUUCUUCCCCGAUUUCACCCCCACCUUAA